This is a messenger RNA of Solanum tuberosum (potato), 609 nucleotides long. RefSeq lists its product as uncharacterized. The transcript has 2 exons. Bases 1 to 609 code for a protein of 202 amino acids. Lineage: Eukaryota; Viridiplantae; Streptophyta; Magnoliopsida; Solanales; Solanaceae. The record is from RefSeq and is a predicted model, not a curated record.
AUGACAAGGGGAAGAGGCAUUAAACGCUGUUGGGGAGGCCGUGGGGGCAUAACUAACAAAGGAGGAAGAGGCUGCAAGAUGACACUAGGCACUUCUCAAAAGGAUGUUAGUGAAUCAUCAAUUCCUACAUCUCAACAAGUUGGUUUAAACCAGUGUAUUGUCUCAUCACAUGAAAGUAGUUCUCAACAGAUUGUAAAUACAUCUCAAGAAGCCAAUGCUCAACAAAUAACUAUUCCUGAAAAUGUUGGUGGUCAACAAGAAGCUUAUACUUCUUUGGAUGUUGGACGACAAGAAACACCUUUCUCUCAGAAUGUUGGUGCUCAACAAGAAACUCCAACUCAAGAUGUUUCUCCUGAACAAACACCCGCAUCUUUUGAAAGGAGUAAUCCACAGGUCAGACAAGAUACACUUGGUGGCAUGAAAUCCUUAAGAGUAAAUGGAGAUACAUUCUGCCCACAUGAGGCUAUUCGGGAUGUGGUGUUAUCCUUUAAAAAAAGCUUCUCUGGACCAUGGCAUUGUUGGAGCAAAGUUCCAGAGCAUGUACGAGACAAAUGGUUUAAUGAUUUUGAGGUAUCUAUACCUGAACAAGAAUCUGCGAAUUUAACUUAA